This is a messenger RNA of Nycticebus coucang (slow loris), 3594 nucleotides long. It is a transcript of the gene FES, whose product is annotated as FES proto-oncogene, tyrosine kinase. Gene Ontology annotation, molecular function: non-membrane spanning protein tyrosine kinase activity; ATP binding. The record is from RefSeq and is a predicted model, not a curated record. Lineage: Eukaryota; Metazoa; Chordata; Mammalia; Primates; Lorisidae. Gene Ontology annotation, biological process: cell adhesion; peptidyl-tyrosine phosphorylation; chemotaxis. The coding region runs from base 952 to 3420 and encodes 822 amino acids. The transcript has 19 exons.
AAGGCCUCCUGUAGGGAGGCGGCACCAGCCCUCAGUGGAAGGAGACAAGUCCCAGGGUAUGAAACAGGACCCCUGGGCCUUGAGAGCAGCAUACUUCAACUCCCAAAAUCCUGCUUCCCAGCAGAGCACGGUGGAGAGUAACUGGGCCUAUGUCCUGUUUUUGGGUGUCCUGGGCUGAAGUGACCCAGCCACUGGCCGUAGGGCUGAGACCUGAGGUGGGGCGUGACUUCUGCUUAGGGGAGCCUGAAUUCCAUGGGGAAACUCCAAACCUCUCCACUCCAGCGUCUGCCCCAUGACUUGCCCCCAGGUCUCUCUGGGGAUGGGAAGCCCCUGACUGGGGAUAAGAGGGGAAAGGACUAUACCUGAGAGACAAGCCUCUCUGCUUCAGGAUAUUAACUUGGAAGUUGUAUUUAAGUGGAGGCUGGUGCCUGAGUUGUCUUUAGGGAAGAGGGUGGGGUGGUGGGAAAGACUUGGACUAGGCUCCCCACCUCCUCUUAGGGGGCAGCCCAGCCUGGUGCUAAGACUACCCCAGCAGGGAGGCCUUGUGCCCAAUACCUGCCUGGGACCUUACCCUGUGGCCACCCCCAAGCCCACCUGGAACCCCUUCCCUGUGUUCCUGGGGCACUGCUGGGCCCUGGGGAGUGCUGGGCACAGGCUACUCUUACAGGGCCAUUCUUUCCCAGCGCCCUCCUCCCUUCCGUUUCCGUGGCCACGUAGGGGCUGGCUGGGGCUGGCCAGAGGCUGCGGCCCAGUGCUGAGCAGGGGGGCCAGCAGGCAUGGGGGAAUAGGCCUCUGCUGCCCGCCCCUUCCCCUCCGCAGGCCCGCCCCAGGGCUGGGGCCAAAUGAAACCACUGGAGGAGGAAGCACGGAAUCAGGAACUGGCUGGGGGUCGCACAGGCCUGAGUCUGUUCACGGCCACCCCAGGAGCAGCUGCCUGUGGGGGACAACACUAUGGGCUUCUCUUCGGAGCUCUGCAGCACUCAGGGCCAUGGGGCCCUACAGCAGAUGCAGGAAGCUGAGCUUCGCCUGCUGGAGGGCAUGAGGAAGUGGAUGGCCCAACGAGUCAAAAGUGACAGGGAGUACGCAGGACUGCUUCACCACAUGUCCCUGCAGGACAGCGGGGGCCAGAGUCGGGGCAUUAGCCCUGAUAGCCCUAUCAGCCAGUCCUGGGCCGAGAUCACCAGCCAAACAGAGGGCCUGAGCAAGGUGCUACGGCAGCAUGCAGAGGACCUGCACGCAGGGCCCCUGAGCAGGCUGAGCCUGCUGAUCCGUGAGCGCCAGCAGCUGCGCAGGACCUACAGCGAGCAGUGGCAGCAGCUGCAGCAGGAUCUCAUGAAGAUCCACAGCCAUGACAUCGAGAAGCUGAAAAGCCAGUACCGAGCCCUAGCACGGGACAGUACUCAGGCUAGGCGCAAGUACCAGGAGGCCAGCAAAGACAAGGACCGUGACAAGGCUAAGGACAAGUAUGUGCGCAGCCUAUGGAAGCUCUUUGCCCACCACAACCGCUAUGUGCUGGGGGUGCGGGCUGCACAGCUGCACCACCAGCACCACCACCAGCUGCUGCUGCCCGGCCUGCUGUGCUCGCUGCAAGAGCUGCAUGAGGAGAUGGCAAGCAUCCUGAAGGAGAUCCUGCAGGAAUACCUGGAGAUGAGCAGUCUGGUUCAGGACGAGGUAGUGGCCAUUCACAGAGAGAUGGCUGCAGCUGCUGCCCGCAUCCAGCCCCAGGCCGAGUACCAAGGCUUCCUAAGACAGUAUGGGUCUGCACCUGAUAUCCCGCCCUGCGUCACCUUUGAUGAGUCACUGCUUGAGGAAGGAGAACCACUGGAGCCUGGGGAGCUACAGCUGAAUGAGCUGACUGUGGAAAGCGUGCAGCACACGCUGACCUCAGUGACAGAUGAACUGUCUGUGGCCUCAGAGUUGGUUCUCAGCCGACAGGAGGUGGUCACUCAGCUGCAGGGCGAGCUUCAGAACGAGGAACAGAACACCCACUCCCGGGAGCGGGUGCAGCUUCUGGGCAAGCGGCAAGCACUGCUGGAGGCCCUGCAGGGGCUGCAGGUGGCCCUGUGCAGCCAGGCCAAACUGCAGGCCCAGAGGGAGCUGCUGCAGACCAAGCUGGGGCAGCUGGGCCCUGGUGAGCCCCCGCCCGUGCUGCUGCUGCAGGAUGACCGCCACUCUACAUCGUCCUCGGAGCCGGAGCGAGAGGGGGGAAGGACGCCCACUCUGGAGAUCCUUAAGAGCCACAUCUCUGGAAUCUUCCGCCCCAAGUUCUCGCUCCCACCACCACUGCAGCUUGUUCCUGAAGUACAGAAGCCCCUGCAUGAGCAGCUGUGGUACCACGGGGCUAUCCCACGAACAGAGGUGGCAGAGCUGCUGAGGCACUCUGGGGACUUCCUGGUGCGGGAAAGCCAGGGCAAGCAAGAACAUGUGCUGUCAGUGCUGUGGGACGGCCUGCCGCGACACUUCAUCAUCCAAGCCUCAGACAAUCUGUACCGGCUAGAAGGGGACGGCUUUCCCAGCAUCCCGUUGCUCAUCAACCACCUGCUGUCUUCCCAGCAGCCCCUCACCAAGAAGAGUGGCAUCAUCCUACACAGAGCCGUGCCCCGGGACAAAUGGGCACUGAGCCACGAGGACCUGGUGCUGGGCGAGCAGAUCGGACGGGGGAACUUUGGAGAGGUGUUCAGUGGACGCCUGCGAGCAGACAAUACCCUAGUGGCAGUGAAGUCUUGUCGAGAGACGCUUCCGCCUGACCUCAAGGCCAAGUUUCUACAGGAAGCAAGGAUCCUGAAGCAGUACAGUCACCCCAACAUUGUACGCCUCAUCGGUGUCUGCACCCAGAAGCAGCCCAUCUAUAUCGUCAUGGAGCUGGUACAGGGGGGGGACUUCCUCACCUUCCUGCGGACAGAAGGCGCCCGCCUACGGGUGAAGACCCUGCUGCAGAUGGUGGGGGAUGCGGCCUCUGGCAUGGAAUACCUGGAGAGCAAGUGCUGCAUCCACCGGGACCUGGCUGCUCGGAACUGCCUGGUGACAGAGAAGAAUGUCCUAAAAAUCAGUGACUUUGGGAUGUCCCGGGAGGAAGCUGAUGGGAUCUACGCAGCCUCAGGGGGCUUCAGACAAGUCCCCGUGAAGUGGACUGCUCCUGAGGCCCUUAACUAUGGCCGCUAUUCCUCUGAGAGCGAUGUGUGGAGCUUUGGCAUCUUGCUCUGGGAGACCUUCAGCCUGGGGGCUUCCCCCUACCCCAACCUCAGCAAUCAGCAGACUCGGGAAUUUGUAGAAAAAGGAGGCCGCCUGCCCUGCCCAGAGCUGUGCCCUGACGCUGUGUUCAGGCUCAUGGAACAAUGCUGGGCCUAUGAGCCUGGGCAGCGGCCGAGCUUCAGCAACAUCUGCCAGGAGCUGCACAGCAUCCGGAAGCGGCAUCGGUGAGGCUAGGAUCCCCUUCUCAAGCCACUGGUCCCUGUAGGCCUGAGUGGUUCUAGUUAACACGCUGGAUAGCUCUUCACAGUCCUGGACUCCAGCCACCAGCACGUGUCCUACCAGCAGGGUGCCUUAGCUCUGCACCCUCCAGGCAGAAGCAAUAAAACCACUUGUGCCCACUGA